Molecule: messenger RNA, 3293 nt
Organism: Lytechinus pictus (painted urchin)
Lineage: Eukaryota; Metazoa; Echinodermata; Echinoidea; Temnopleuroida; Toxopneustidae
Product: NPC intracellular cholesterol transporter 2-like
Exons: 4
Coding region: 363-899 (178 amino acids)
Biological process (GO): sterol transport
Molecular function (GO): sterol binding
Source: RefSeq, a predicted model, not a curated record
AAUACACGAUUUUUUUUUCAAUGGAAUUGUUGGUUAUAUAAUUAUUUUAUAAUCAAUUUAUUCAUUUUUACUGUCUUGCGCGGCCUUAUAUACCGAUACAGGUAUUGAUUGGUUAUUUCAUUCACAAGUGUCACGAGAUCAUGAAUAGCCGUGCAAGUUUACGGCGUAUACAAAUGUACCGGCGCGGCCCAUUUAUGCAGCGAUCACCAAAGUCAUCUAAGAUUUGAGAGGCUAUCUGUAUUAACAACAAGUAUUAACACUAUUUUACAGAGAGAAAUAUCAAUUCUUGUAACUUUCGUGAAUUCCUUUUUCACCACUUUUUCUCUCCUUCACUUCCUGAGGCUGAGGACGAUCCGCACACGAUGACCAAGACAAUCUUCACGUUUAUUUGCAUGGCAUUUGCCUUUUUCUGUCUUCCCAAAGCAGAAUCCAGGACCAUUUCAAUGUAUGAUUUGGAACCUGCAACUUUGAUAAAAUCGAGUUCAAAAAAGCUCGGCGGUCCUCCUAUUUUCCACAAUUGCAGUAAAGCGACAGAUACAUUUGAGCUGACGAGGGUUGCUGUUGGGGGAUGUACUGCGCCACCCUGCCCUCUAAUCAAAGGAAAAAAUGUCUCGGUGGAGAUUGACUUCAUAGCUCGUAUUGCAACAUCCCAAAUCAAAUCUGAGGUUUACGGCCAGAUAGCAGGCGUGAAGGUUCCGUUCCCCAUCAGUAACAGCGAUGCUUGCAAUAGCUGUAAUAUCCAGUGCCCCACCGUAGUAGGACAAUCGUACGCGUACAAAUACAGUCUAGAAGUUAAAGAGGAGUACCCUUCGAUGACACUGGCUGUGUUUUGGUACUUGGAGGGUCCAAAUGGAGAAGAGCUGUGUAUGGACGUUGCUGCCCAAAUCAAGUCUGCAUAGUCAUCCAAUACUAGUCCAGUUAGUAUCAAUAUUCUGACCCAUUUCAAUCUUAACCCACAAUUUAUCUCUUUUAUUAUUUUUUUUUUGGGGGGGGGGUAGUAUCUAUGUUUCCUUCAGUGGAUCAUAUCGACUUGGGUAUGAGUCAGUAUGAUUAAAAAUGAUUGACAAUGUAGUGUAUUCUUUUAAAUGAUUAAAAGCUUAAGUGCCAGUCUACAUCACUAAUAACAAAUCUAUGCUUAUGAUAUUCAGAGUCCAUCUGAACCGUGAUUAAAAUUCUGUUGUUGUUGUUGUGGAUGAUGAUAGAGUGUAGAUGUUCGAUUUUCAUCUGAGUUUUUAAGUAGCGUUCUGUACGUUUUCAAUCAUGUGGGAUUUAUGUUGCAUCUAGCACUAAGACCAAUUCAAGACAAUCUUCCACCGUCAAUGUCGUUUGCUAUCAAUAUACCGUGCUAAUCUCAUUGAUAUAUCUGCGUAAUGUAAAAUGUAAUACACAAAUAUCAACAUUGAUAAGCAAGCAUUUCAGGAAGGUCAGUCAUGUUUUAUCAAAUAAAGACGUAAACUUACUUAAAUGUUUAACAUUCUGUAAGGGAACUAUUACACUGUAUAUAAUGAACUUGCAUCUUUUAUUGUUAUAAUUGUGGAUAUUGUCAUUAUUAUUUGGGGGGAAUGUAUUUGAAAAUGUGUAUGUAACUAUUUAUCAACUGCAAAUAAUUAUACAAUGUUUAUUCUAGUAGAGCUUUAUAUCAUGAUGCUUGUUGAAGUACUUUUUUCUGUCUGUAGUGCAGAAAUUGUUUGAGAAAUUUUAAUGUAGUGAUCACUCAGGAGGAUAUUAGUGCAAAAUAUCUUCUACUUAUGUUAUUUCGUUUGUGGUGUACAAAUUAUGAAGUGGAGAAAAAUAAAAUGAGGAAUGAUUUGCCAUGAGUUGUUUUUUAUACUAAACAUAAGACAUAUUUUUGUACUUUAUUCUGUGGAUGUGCUCAUUUUCUAUUGAUAUUUGCAAGAAAAAAAAAAGUUGAGUUCUGCAAUGGUUUCAGAAAAUUUGGAUGUCCCAUUUGUGUUUUAUCAAUGUUAAAAAGUUUGGAAAACUUCAUUUUGAUAUUGAGAUUUAUUUGGGGAAUAGUUGUUAGGUGUUUGUCCUGAUGAGUGGGCAAUGAUCCCCCUCCCCACAUCCAUAUCCAUGUACCAAGUAUCAAGGUUGCUUGAAAUUAAAUAUAAAUCCUGUUUAGUUUGUUGCAACUGCUAUGGUAUGGGCUUGGGUACAUGCAAUAUUCCCUGGUAUGGAUGGCCCAUACAGUAUAUCCAUCUAAUUAUCAAUUGUUCCGUCAGUACCAAGCCCACACUUUGUAAAGACAACGGUCAAGGAUUGUCAUCGGUUGUGUGGGUGGUUUUGAUGGUUUAAUGAUUAAUUGUUCAAAACUUGAAUUAAUCUUCUUCAUCUGAUUGUUGCAAAGUCCAAUUCCGUGAUUAAUUGGGUCAUAAUGAGUUGAAACCGCAUGAGAUAAGUAUCCUUUGGUGUGAAUUGCUUGUCAUCUUCCGGCUGUUGGUCUCCCUGAAGCACCCAACUCAAGUCAUCAUACAGAGACCCCCCCCCCCCCCAUUCUUCUGCUCUUUUAUUAAGGAUUUCUUUGAAAUUCAGCAUUGGUCUAAGUCUUUUUGUGUGUAUGUAUAUGUGAAUGUGGGUUGAAAAAGGUAAGUGGGAAAUUAAAUCUGUGUUUUGAAUGCUUGGAUAUUGGAAGCAUGAAAUCCCACUGGUUCAUGAGCAAUAUCCCCCCCCCCCCCCACACGAACCUUUGUUGUUAUUUUACUGAUCUCAUAACACUCAGAGAAAACUUCACUCAUUCUUCCAAAGGAUCCCUUAUAUUCAAAUGAUCUACCAAGAUUUAUUACUUGGCUUGAAUCCACAUUGGUAUUAUAAAACAUGUCUUUUCCUGUAAAAAACAACAACCUUAAAACUACCAUCCUUGUCAUUCACUUUAUUAGCAGAAUUCAGUCAUUUUUUAUUUCCAACCAGACCAAUUAUUUAUAGAAUGACUUGCCAUAUUCAUAUUAAUGUAAGUAAUUAUGUAUGUAUUCCCCAUGUUCUUAAUUUCUUUUUUUUUAUAAUUAUUAUUUUGAUUCAGGUGUUUUCAAAGUAGUAAUUAAAAAAAUGCUUGCAUGAUAUUCACAGGCUACUAUAAAACUUGUACUUUGAUUUCUUCAUGUUGUAGCUCUAUGUGAUCAGUGAUGAUCAUUCAUAAUUAUGCACUGUAUUUUCUAUUCUAGAUUUUUUCCAAUGUACAAUUUGUAUAAAUUGCUUUGUAAGACAUGUUUUGGCAUGGCUUUGUGACAUGGACUGAAUUUAAUAUCAGGUGAAAAUAAAGGUAUUGAUUAAUAAAACAUGUCAUGUUCCAUUUCCUA